GCCAAGCUCGAUGGACCCCAAGAGAAAUUUAAUACCUAUGUGACCCUGAAGGUGCAGAAUGUUAAGAGCACCACCAUCGCCGUGCGCGGCCUUCAGCCGUGCUGGGAGCAGGACUUCAUGUUUGAAAUAAACCGCCUGGAUCUGGGCCUGACAGUGGAGGUGUGGAACAAAGGGCUGAUCUGGGACACCAUGGUGGGCACCUUAUGGAUCCCCCUGAGCAACAUACGGCAGUCCAACGAGGACGGUCCGGGCCAGUGGCUGACUCUGGACUCCAACGCCAUCAUGGCUGAGAACGAGAUCUGUGGAACCAAAGACCCGACCUUCCACAGGCUGCUGCUGGACACGCGCUUCGAACUGCCCUUAGACAUUCCCGAGGAAGAGGCGAGAUACUGGGCCAAGAAACUUGAACAGCUAAACGCCAUGAGGGAUCAAGACUAUGCCGACCAAGAAGAACAGGAGCGACCGCUCCAUGCGCCGACCACACAGUGCUGUAAUUGGAGUCUGUGGGGAGAUCAGCAAAACGAGGAUCCGGACAGCGCCGUGGACGACCGCGACAGCGACUACCGCAGUGAGACCAGUAACAGCAUCCCACCUCCCUACUACACCACCUCGCAGCCCAACGCUUCCAUGCACCAGUACCCCAUGAGGCAGCAGCAGUACAUACACAACCAAGACAUCCACCAGCUGGACUACGACCACAGAGCCGUGAGACGCUAUGAUAGUUUAGAGUCGGCCACCAACGGGCGCAGCGAAAUCGACUCCGGCUCGGGGUCGAGCCGGCGCACCAGUCGCCAGUAUUCUCUAGACAGUAGGCGCUCGCUGUCCGAUAGUCCCACCGACAGCCGCUACGCCUCGUCGGGCGAGCUGAGCCGCGGCAGCUCUCAGCUCAGCGAGGAGUUUGUCGGCGAGGACGGCGGGAGCCUGCGAGGCUCUGAGUUCUACGAUGAAAACGACUCCUACCACUCCUGCCACUCCUCCGUCAGCUACGGCAAGGAGGAUUCCCCGGUGUGGGACGGUGAGGACCCCCAGGGCGUCUACAGCGACGAGGGCGGCUACCUGAAAGACGGAGGGGAGGAGGGGGCGCUGUACGCCGGGGAGGAUGGUAACCUCUACGGGGAGGGAGGAGAGUACCACUACGAGGAUGAGGAGGAGAUGCCUUUCGAGGAGGAAGAGGAGGAAGAAGAGGAGAUGUAUCCCCUCGACGGCACUCUCGGUGAAGAGCAGGAGGCGCCCUACACCCCGACGCCCACGAGCAGCGCCGCCGCUCCGACGCCGGCCCCCGACCUCCUGUCCUCCGCCAGGCCGCCGCUGGAGAAGCAGGCCACGCUGCAUCAGCAGCGGCCGGCCCACGAGGAGCUCCGAGGCCCCCGACCCGCGGCCACACAGGGCGACGCGCCGGCCGCUUUCGGGGCGGAGGCCCCCAAGGCCCUGUUCGCCCCCGCCCAGCCGGCACUCUCGGCCGCCACCACCACCACAUUCACCCCAGCGACGGCAUCGCAGGCGCCAGCUCCAGAUACCGAGCUCCUAGGGCCCGAACCAAAGCCAGAGGCGCCGCCGGAGGGGCCUCGGCCCCCCGAACAGCAGCAGCAGCAGCAACAGCCGGCGGCGCCGGCGGCAGAGAGCGUUCCUCCGGCUCUGGAGGAGAGAUUGGAGGAGCAGCCGGUCUCAAGCUUCCCAAAGAGGGAAGUCUUGCCACCCGGAUACGCGAGAGCCAAAUCCAACUGGCUUCGACUUUUCAGCAGAGUGCGGCUACAGCUGCAAGAGGCCCGAGGAGAAAGUGUCGGCAUCGCCUCUCUGCUUUUAUCAGCGGGGAUGGGUGGCGCUCUGUACAGCAUUGACAGUAUGCCUGACCUCAGGAAGAGAAAAGCUAUGCCUCUCGUCAGAGAUCUGGCCAUGUCCUUGGUUCAGAGCUCCAGGAAGGCUGGCAUCACCUCGGCCCUGACCUCCAGCACCCUGCAUAACGAAGAACUGAAGAGCCACGUCUACAAGAAGACCCUGCAGGCCCUCAUCUAUCCCAUCUCCUGCACCACGCCGCACAAUUUCGAGGUGUGGACGGCCACCACGCCCACCUACUGCUACGAGUGCGAGGGGCUGCUGUGGGGCAUCGCCCGCCAGGGCAUGCGCUGCACCGAGUGCGGAGUCAAGUGCCACGAGAAGUGCCAAGACCUACUCAACGCCGAUUGUCUGCAAAGAGCGGCGGAGAAGUGCUCCAAGCACGGCGCCGAGGACCGAACCCAGAACAUCAUCAUGGUUCUCAAAGACCGCAUGAAGAUCCGCGAGAGAAACAAACCGGAGAUUUUCGAACUCAUUCAGGAGGUGUUCGCCGCCCCCAAGGCCACGCACGUCACCCACAUGAAGCAGAUCAAACAGAGCGUCCUGGACGGCACCUCUAAAUGGUCGGCCAAGAUCUGCAUCACAGUGUUGUGUGCUCAGGGUCUACAAGCCAAGGAUAAAACCGGCUCCAGUGAUCCUUACGUCACCGUCCAGGUGGGAAAGACAAAAAAGAGGACCAAGACCAUCUAUGGCAACCUCAACCCGGUGUGGGAGGAGACAUUCAACUUCGAGUGUCACAACUCCUCCGACCGCAUCAAGGUGCGAGUGUGGGACGAGGACGACGACAUCAAGUCCCGCGUGAAGCAGAAGUUCAAGCGGGAGUCGGACGACUUCCUCGGCCAGACCAUCAUCGAGGUCCGCACCCUGAGCGGAGAGAUGGACGUCUGGUACAACCUGGACAAGCGCACGGACAAAUCGGCCGUGUCCGGAGCCAUCCGCAUGCACAUUAAUGUAGAGAUCAAAGGAGAGGAGACGGUCGCCCCCUAUCACGUUCAGUACACCUGUUUGCAUGAAAACCUCUUCCACUAUGUGACCGACAUCCAGAACAACGGCGUGGUGAAGAUCCCCGACGCCAAAGGGGACGACGCGUGGAAGGUCUACUUUGAGGAGACUCCCCAGGAGAUCGUGGACGAGUUCGCCAUGCGCUACGGAGUGGAGUCCAUCUACCAGGCCAUGACUCACUUUGCCUGCCUGUCAUCUAAGUACAUGUGCCCGGGUGUGCCGGCGGUGAUGAGCACCCUGCUGGCCAACAUCAACGCUUACUACGCGCACACCACCCAGGCCACGAACAACGUCUCUGCCUCAGACCGCUUUGCUGCUUCUAACUUUGGGAAAGAGCGAUUCGUCAAGCUUCUAGACCAGCUUCACAACUCGCUGAGGAUCGACCUGUCCAUGUACCGAAACAACUUCCCGGCCAGCAGUCCUGAGCGGCUGCAGGACCUCAAGUCCACCGUGGACCUCCUCACCAGUAUCACUUUCUUCAGAAUGAAGGUCCAAGAGCUUCAGUCUCCGCCCAGAGCCAGUCAAGUGGUGAAGGACUGCGUCAAAGCCUGCCUCAACUCCACCUACGAGUACAUCUUCAACAACUGUCACGAGCUGUACAGCCGCGAGUAUCAGACUGACCCGGCUAAACAGGGGGUCGUGCCUCCGGAGGAGCAGGGCCCCUGCAUCAAGAAUCUGGAUUUUUGGUCCAAACUCAUCACACUUAUCGUCUCCAUUAUCGAAGAGGACAAGAACUCCUACACUCCCUGCCUAAACCAAUUUCCCCAGGAGCUCAACGUGGGUAAAAUCAGCGCUGAAGUGAUGUGGAACCUGUUUGCUCAGGAUAUGAAGUACGCAAUGGAGGAACACGAAAAGAAUCGCCUGUGUAAGAGUGCAGAUUACAUGAACCUGCACUUCAAGGUCAAGUGGCUGUACAACGAGUACUGCAAAGACCUGCCCUUCUUCAAGAGCAGAGUGCCUGAAUAUCCUGCGUGGUUUGAGCCAUUUGUUAUUCAGUGGCUGGAUGAAAACGAGGAAGUGUCUCGGGACUUCCUGCACGGUGCUUUGGAGAGAGACAAAAAAGAUGGGUUCCAGGUCACUUCAGAACAUGCUCUGUUCUCCUGCUCGGUGGUGGACGUGUUUUCCCAGCUCAACCAGAGCUUUGAGAUCAUCCGGAAGCUUGAGUGUCCCGAUCCGCUGAUUGUGGGACACUACAUGAAGCGGUUCGCUAAGACGAUCAGCAACGUGCUUCUCUCCUAUGCCGACAUCAUAUCCAAGUUGUUUGCCAACUACGUCACCAUGGAGAAAGUGCCGUGCAUCCUGAUCAACAACAUCCAGCAGCUGAGAGUUCAGCUGGAGAAGAUGUUUGAAGCCAUGGGGGGAAAAGACCUGUGCCUGGAGGCCAGCGAAAUCCUGAAAGACCUGCAGAUUAAGCUCAACAACGUCAUGGAUGAUCUCAGCAGGAUCUUUUCUGUCAGUUUCCAGCCUCACAUAGAGGAGAACGUGAAGCAGAUGGGGGACAUUUUGGCGCAGGUGAAGGGAACCUCAAAUGUGGGAAACGCCAGCAGCGUUGCACAGGACGCUGACAACGUCCUGCAGCCCAUCAUGGAGUUCCUUGACAGCAACUUGACUCUGUUUGCUAAGAUCUGUGAGAAGACCGUGCUGAAGCGCGUGCUGAAGGAGCUGUGGAAGCUGGUGAUGAACACCAUGGAGAAGACCAUCGUCCUGCCGCCGCUCACGGACCAAACGGGGAGACUGAAGAAUGCUUCUCACAGCGAUGGCACUCAGCUCAUCUUCAACGCUGCCAAGGAGCUGGGACAACUGUCCAAGCUGAAGGAGCACAUGGUUCGGGAGGAGGCCAAAGCGCUCAGCCCCAAGCAGUGUGCUGUGAUCGAGCUCGCCCUGGACACCAUCAAGCAAUACUUCCAUGCCGGUGGUGUCGGUCUGAAGAAGACCUUCCUGGAGAAGAGUCCUGACCUGCUGUCUCUGCACUACGCCCUGUCCCUCUACACGCAGGCGACGGACAAACUCAUUCGGACUUUUGUCCAGUCACAGAACGCACAAGUGUUCGGCGGGAAGGGGGUGAGGUUCACCACUAGUGAGGAUGUUUGCCCGGAAAAGGGCUCUGGCGUGGACGACGCCGUGGGAGAAGUGUCCAUCCACGUGGAGGUUUUCACUCACCCCAACACCGGAGAGCACAAGGUCACGGUGAAAGUUGUGGCGGCCAACGACCUGAGGUGGCAGACGCAGGGAAUAUUCCGGCCUUUCGUGGAGGUUUACAUCAUCGGCCCUCAUCUCAGCGACAAGAAGAGGAAGUACGCCACCAAGUCCAAGAACAACAGCUGGGCUCCCAAAUACAAUGAAACCUUCACUUUCACCCUGAGCAGCGAGGCGGCUCCCGAGUGCUACGAGCUGCAGGUGUGCGUCAAGGACUACUGCUUCGCGCGGGAGGACCGCACCGUGGGCAUGGCGGUCCUGCAGAUGAAGGACAUGGCCUCCAAGGGCAGCGUGGCCUGCUGGCUGCCGCUGGGCAAGCGCAUCCACAUGGACGAGACGGGCCUCACCGUCCUGCGCAUCCUCUCGCAGCGCAACAACGACGACGUGGCCAAGGAGUUCGUCAAGCUCAAGUCGGACCAGCGCUCGGCGGAGGAAGGCCGCAGCUAGAGAGAACGGAACGGGACCCCCCGCCCCCCGUCUGAAGAUGGGACGCCCGCCACCUGCUGAGAUUGGUCCGCGCCACCUGUUCUCCUCAGAAAAGCCCCUGGUGUCUUUGUCGUUGCAGUUAAUGCUCGCCGUUCUUUUGAUGAGCACACAUACAGCACACGCGUGCUCUCCUCCGUGGAGGCGAAUCAUGCUGAUUUACACACACACACACACACAGCGAAAAUAUGUACCUUGCCUCUGAUGCUUCGGCUUCCUCGCGUUCCUUCUCCAGGCCCGAAGCACAAGGGCGCCACGUGUCCGUCUGACCCACGAAGAACGGCAGCGACGUGCCUCAAACAUUCCACGCGUCGGGCGAGGAGCGGAGCACUGUCAAAUUAUAUUUAUAUUUAAAUAAUUCUAUAAAUCAUAGUAUCUAAUAUAACAAAGGACGUAUGUAAAGGCACACGCAUAUGAGGAUUAUUGGAUGGACGCGUGGUGAGAGAUCGUCCUCGUCCGUCUUUACGUCCGUCCACCCUGCAAACAGAGCACACUGCCUGACACCCUUACUGCCUUCUGUCUCGUUGACCCUCGUACGCUGUGCAUGUCCCCCGUGUAGCGCCGGUAAAGAGAGUCCACCCCCCCCCCCCCCCGUGUUACUGCAAACAUUCCGUAAUCGGCCUUCUGCUGAUCGUGUGAGAGGAAGAAAACUGCCACCUCCUUUUCUUAAAAGAAACAAUUUGCCAUAUCAAUAUACCUGUGUCUCUUUGGUACCCAGGGGCCACACUUAGAGGGUCCUCAGCUUGGGGGGGGGUUUGAAUCCCAGGGCUUUUAACGCACCCACGAUAAACACAUUAAUACUUGUUUCAGGGGAAGGAAUCACUCAUCAAGGCUUCGAACCGUUUCGUGGCUGAAUUCACGAGGAACUAAAUGUGUUGAGCGGGUUGUUGCCUGUCCAGCAUGUUGAUGCCCUUUGAAAAAAA
Messenger RNA from Gasterosteus aculeatus aculeatus (three-spined stickleback), 6437 nucleotides. NCBI's taxonomy places the organism in Eukaryota, Metazoa, Chordata, Actinopteri, Perciformes, Gasterosteidae. The record is from RefSeq and is a predicted model, not a curated record.